Molecule: messenger RNA, 2660 nt
Organism: Raphanus sativus (radish)
Lineage: Eukaryota; Viridiplantae; Streptophyta; Magnoliopsida; Brassicales; Brassicaceae
Exons: 6
Coding region: 104-1732 (542 amino acids)
Source: RefSeq, a predicted model, not a curated record
AACACAUCAUUAUCAAAGGAUCAAGACAGCAGAUCCCCACGCGCCUUCUCUCUCCUUAACUUGAGCUUAGAGGAAACAGUCCCAGGUAAGGUAACUCACUCAAAUGCCGUCGGUGAUCCAGCGUCCGGCAACAUCGACGGCGUCUGGAGGAUCUCGGCGAGACACCAGCCCCGCCGAGUCUUUGGUUUUCACACCGGAAUCAAAUCUCAGCCUCUUUUCCUCCGCCUCCGCCAGCGUCGAUCGCUGCUCUUCUACCUCCGACGCUCAGGACCGCGACUCUCUCAACUCCGCUCCCUCCCUGGAGCGAGAUCAACGGGUAAGGUCAAGCAGUAAAGAUGUAGAUCCAGACAAGCGGUGGAAGAAUAGUCGCAUCUCUAGAAAAUCAAACAAAGUUAAAGCUUGGAAAGAAGAGUUUGUAGUGAAUAAAGAAGAUGAGAUCCAAAAUCUUGAUUCAGCUAGGAGCUCUUUCUCUCUAGCUCUUAGAGAGUGCCAGGAAAGAAAAUCAAGAUCUGAAGCACUGGCGAAAAAGCUAGACUUCCAAAGAACCACAUCACUGGAUCUCACUAGUAAUGUAACCUCUUUGUCUCCUCGAGUGGUAACUGUUAAGAGAGCUUCGGUUUCGAGUAAUAAAUCAAGCGUCUUCCCUAGUCCUGGAACUCCCCCAACUUAUCGGCAUAGUAUGCAAAAAGGUUGGAGCUCAGAGAGAGUAGCAUUACGUUCAAAGAACGGUGGGAGAAGUCCUCCAAGUGCUGCUUUUAUGCCUCUGUAUAGUGGUGGUAGGACAGUUCCUUCCAAGUGGGAAGAUGCAGAGAGAUGGGUACUUAGUCCUCUCGAUAGAGAAGGACCCGCACGAACGGCACCACAUGAAAGAAAGCCUAAAUCAAAGAGUGGUCCGUUAGGCCCUCCUGGACUCGCGUAUUAUUCCUUGUACUCUCCUGCUCUUCCGCUGGUUCAUGGUGGUGGAAACAGGGGCUGUUUAACAGCAAGCUCUCCAUUUUCAACUGGUGUGUUGCCACCAGCAAAUGGAGGUUUCACUGCGUCGGCAUUUCCUCAGCCUCAAAGAACCGAUCAUUGCAUGGCUAGAUCAGUUAGCAUUCAUGGCUGCUCUGAAACUCAAGGUAAUAUACAUGAGAGUAGUAUUAAGGAUGCUGGAGCUGUGUCAAGAAGAGAUGUGGCGACACAGAUGAGCCCAGAGGGAAGCAUCCGGUUAUCCCCUGAGAGACAGUGUUCGGUAUCUCCCUCCUUUCCAUCAGCACGAUCUAUUGUGGAACUACUUAGUGCUCGUUCCAACCGAGCCGAGGUUGAUGGGAAGGCAACUGUAACUCGCUGGUCAAAGAGCCACAGAGCUAGCUCAAACAUGCGAGACCAAUUACAUGGACAAGCUAGGGAUCCUCAAGGCUUGACAUGGGCGAAGACCGAGGAAGCCAGAAUCAUAGCCUGGGAAAAUUUGCAGAGGGCUAAGGCCGAGGCAGAAAUAAGGAAGCUCGAGAUGAAGUUGGAAAAGAAAAGAAGAACAUCAAUGGUAAAAAUAAUGAGAAAAGUAAAAUCAGCAGAGAAGAAAGCGGAGGAGAUGAGGAGCUCGGUGAUGAACAACGGGGUUCCAAGUGCAUCCCAUGGCAAGGCUUCAUCUUUCAGAAGAAGUGGGAAGAUGAAGAAGAUAGCCUCGCUUUGUGGUUGCUUCACAUGUAGUUGUUCCCCAUUUUUUUCUCCAAGAAAAUACGGUAAAAAUUAACCAAGUCUUUCUCUAUUUUGUUUCCUCAUUCGUGUUGUUUGUAUACGCUUAUAGUUCUAGCUGUUGAUUCUCGAUAUAUAAGCGCUUUACAAUGUGUAGUUAGACGUUGCUCCUAUAUAUGAGUCAAAAUCCGAGGGAUGAGUCUACCCCUUUCCACCUUUUGUGGUUCCCUUUGGGAUGUUAAGAGGUGGAAUGAUCCCUUGAGAGGACCUAAUCGCUUACUUACUGAUCUCAUUUACAUCAUUGUUUGAUCAUAUGUUAAUCCGGUUUGGUUCUUGGUUCGACAAGAAAAUACUGUAUGUGAAAAAGAAAAUAAAAUCCAAAUGCCUAUCUGGUCUUUGAGGAUGGUAAAAAUCCGGUUUAGUUCGACAAGAAAAUACAAAUGCCUAUCUGGUCUUGGAGGAUGGUCAAAAUCCGGUUUGGUUCUUGGUUAGACAAGAACAUAAAAUCAAAAAGUGUAUAUGAGCUUCGGAUUCCGGCAAUGUUUCUCUUCUCUGAGUUAUUGGGAAGUGCGAGUUUGACAUUCCAUAGAUAAAAGUGAAAAAGAUGGAGACAACAAGUUAAAAGGAAACAUUUAAAUGUUUGAUGAUUCGACAUUUUCAGUGUCAUCAUCUUCAUAUUACAAUAGAGGGGGCUUCUCUUGGUCGUUGCAUCAAGCCUUGUCGUCAUGGAACCACCACCUCGUCUCCUUAGGGGACCUCCCGUUCUUACAAUUCUUGACGUAACGAUCAUUAUCUGCGGGGCGUUCCUGCAAUAAUAACAUAUGUGUUUGUUUGUGACUGAGCUCAUACUUCACAGUUCAUGUAGAUUAGGAAAUAAAAAAGAAGGAAGCAGGAACCUUUGCAGGUGAACUUGAUAGCAUGGAGAGAAUGCUGAUGCAGACCGAACUCACAGUCAUUGCUGGUGACCACGAGUCAUAUAGAAUAUC